This is a messenger RNA of Cephus cinctus (wheat stem sawfly), 2552 nucleotides long. RefSeq lists its product as uncharacterized. The transcript has 7 exons. Gene Ontology annotation, cellular component: cytosol. The record is from RefSeq and is a predicted model, not a curated record. Bases 331 to 1923 code for a protein of 530 amino acids. NCBI's taxonomy places the organism in Eukaryota, Metazoa, Arthropoda, Insecta, Hymenoptera, Cephidae. Gene Ontology annotation, biological process: neuron projection development.
GUCGCUGGCUACACAAUGGACAAAUUCCAAGUAACAUAGAAACCUAUCAUCUUUCUGGACAAUUUUAUCUACUCCUACCUGACUUUUACGGACCAGUUACUGGCACAUCUCCUCAUUGAGGAGGCAGCCAUAAGGAAAGGAAGGAAGGAAGGACGAGUGUGACUGUGCUCUUACUGAAACGAACCGAGAACGAUUUCGGAAUACACCCGUGGUAAAGGGGCGCUCAUAGCUCUAUUUUGUUUGUUUUUAUACUAUUCUAGAAGUUGGUGAGCUGUACUAUUGUUAAAAUAAUUACACUUGUUAAUAUGAAAUACUUAUGAGCAUGGAAAAAUGAUGUCAAAUGCAGAUAGAUUAGCUAGCUGUAUAGAGCAGAAAAAUUGGGAUGAAUUGUUGCAAAUUCUUAAACCAAAAUUCUUUCCCAAGGAUGACCAAGGAAAACUGGUUAGUCCUCAAAUCAUGGCAAUUAUUGCUCAGGCACUAACAAAUGAUCGUAGAGAUGUACCUGUUAAAAUUAAAAUUAUCAUUUUGAAGUGUCUCAUGAAUUCUUGUGUUGAUGGAUAUUUACAUAAGGAGUAUAAUACAGAAGAAGUGGAUUCUUCCUUAAAGUGUAACAAUGUUCUUUAUUCAGAGAUUUCUAAUGUUUUGAGUAGCAGUAAUAGGGAUACAAACAGGAAAACUUCCUACCCAUUCUUCACACAUUUUCCCUAUACUGGAGUGGCAACAUGGGCUGUAGAUUAUAUUACGAGUUAUACCACAGAUCAUGAAAAUAGUUCUGAAGAUUUGGAAAUAAUAAGACUAUGCAUUCAAUUUCUUUGCAAUUUGUCAACUUUUGCAUGUAAAAGCAAAAUAUAUCCAGAAUAUGAAAAUAUUCCAAAGAGUAUGGAAGAGGAUGCAUUUAAAAAUACAAUAAUGAAUCUUACUCAGCAUGAACACAUGCCUAUAGUUAAAGCUGCUUGUGCUUAUAUACAGAAUACAUUGACACACUCAUCUGGAAAUUAUUAUACAGAUAGUGUAAAAAAACAGUUAAUUCUGCUGUUACUAAGACCUGUCCGCCUUGGAUGUAAGGCAGCAGCUGAUGUCUUGAUACAUUUAAUGAAGGAGCCUAAACGAUUGCAUUUGGCUUAUGAGGAUAUGCAAAUUGAAGAUAAAUUAUGUUUAUUGGAAUUAUUGUACAGUGAAUUGCGUAACUCAGUUUACCGUGAAAAUAGAGAAGAUGAUCUCAAUGAUCUUCCAGUAGAUGCAAUUGAAUUUUUGUCUAAAAAAUUUCGAAGGAAGAGUGAUUUGAUAUUGAAAACAGUUGAUACAUAUUUAGAUGGCAUUGAACCCACUGAAGUUACAAUACUACUUGACAUUUUAGGAGCCCUUACAUCAAUAAGCUCGUCUGGACACUGUAUACUUCAAAAUGAUAAAAGUCUUUUAAUUAAUUGCAUAUUUCUUUUAAAAUCGCUGCAAAUGUUAGGAAAGGAGUUAAAUAAUUAUUUUACACCAGUACAAAAACUUAGUGAACUUGCGCCUAGUACUCAAGGGAUAAAAGACACUAACACAUCAGAGGAAAGUAUAAGUUCACAAGACAAAGAUGUGCAGGCACAUCCAGCAUUUGGAUUUAAGGCAGGAUUAGUCCGCGUAAUUGGAAAUAUGAUCCAUAAACAUAAAGAAAAUCAAGAUUUGCUGCGUGAAUCAGACGGCAUUCCUCUUCUUCUAGACUGUUGUAACAUCGACGCACGAAAUCCACUAAUAAUCCAGUGGAGUAUCAUGGCAUUACGAAACGCAUGUGAAAACAAUAUGGAAAAUCAAGAGGUCAUCCGGAAUUUAACGAAAAUCGGCGUUGUGGACAGUGCAGUACUCCAGGAAAUGGGAUUGAUCCUGAACCAGGAUGAAAACAAGAAUGCAAUCGGUAUAGUGCCUCUGGUACGAAAUAAAUAAAAAGAAAAGAAACAGAUUGACAAAAGAGAAUGACACCUUGAGAUAUUCAAAAGUAAGAUAUAAAUCCUCUUCACUGCAUCCUUUACUUUGUAUUAUAAAAGAUAAUACAAAGUCUAUCUCUUUUCUAGUAGUUCUUUAAUUUAUCGACAAAAAAAUAUAGUACUACAGUACGAAAUUUACAUUCUUCUAUACCAUUUUCUACCAUCCUGGACAACUGGUAUGUCUGUAAUAUACUACAUAUAACUCCAAGACGCAGAUUAAAACUAUUUGCAUUUUUUGACGUUCUUUUUAAUCCUCAUUUUGAGAAUAAAUCAGGCCUUUAGAUGUAAUGUAGUUUACAACAUUCAAAUUUGCAACUUCAUUGACGAGAAAAUUAUACUAUGAACAUCGCAAAUAUAAGCACCAAAUAUAUAUAUUAGUGAGAUAAAGUUUUUUCGAUUUCAACAUAUUUUAUAUUUUAAGAGAACAUUAGCAAAUAGGAACAGCCCCCGUGUAUUCUGUGUUUGAAAUAAAAUGUGUAGCACUGUGCCUAGUUGCUGUCAAACGUAAAAUCCUAUAUAUAAGGUGGAUCUUAUUUAUUGUUAUCUCUUCUGUGGAUACGUAUGCAAUAAAGUUCUUUUCAUUAGUCA